This is a messenger RNA of Xylaria bambusicola, 1572 nucleotides long. RefSeq lists its product as uncharacterized. Lineage: Eukaryota; Fungi; Ascomycota; Sordariomycetes; Xylariales; Xylariaceae. Gene Ontology annotation, molecular function: rRNA (adenine) methyltransferase activity. The transcript has a single exon. Bases 1 to 1572 code for a protein of 523 amino acids. Gene Ontology annotation, biological process: ribosomal large subunit biogenesis; rRNA methylation. Gene Ontology annotation, cellular component: nucleolus. The record is from RefSeq and is a predicted model, not a curated record.
AUGUUUGCAGUCCCUGGUUGGGCUGUCUCUGCAGACAAUCUCAAAGCAGAGAAUGCCAAUAAUACCACUCAACCCGCCAAAGAGACUAACGUCUCAAAAAAGCGGAAGAGACAUGCUGUUCCCGCUAAUGUCACCUCAGCGAACGUCGCAGACUUAUGGGAACAAGUCAUUGAAGGGAGGGAGGGCAAGAAGUCCAAAACAAAUCGCGAUGGAUUAGACAGCCCAAGCAACAACAAGAAGUCGCUGCCAGAUGGUGCCCCGCGACUGACCCUAAAAGAAAAGAAAAAGUUGAAGAAGCAGAGAGAGAAAGAGUCAAACCAUACUGUGGAUGAACAUGCCACACAAGAUGGCCAAGUCCAAACAUCACUACACGGCGCUUCAGGUGAAGAGGGCUCAGGCGAAGCGAAGAAGAAAAGUAGUAGGAAGUCGACAGGCCCAAAGGGCGUCAACAAGGAUUAUCACGACAGCGACCAACAGAGCCAGCCGCCAUCAGCGAAAUCACAACCCAAAGCACCUGCUGGCCCAUCGGCUCCUAAGCUUACUCCUAUGCAAGCUGCGAUGAAGGAGAAGCUCAUAUCCGCCCGCUUCCGCCAUCUCAAUGAGACUCUCUACACAAAGCCUUCAGAUGAAGCCUUUCAGCUAUUUCAGCAUUCACCAGAAAUGUUUCAGGAAUACCAUGAAGGAUUCCGUCGUCAGGUUAAUGUGUGGCCAGAAAACCCGGUAGAUGCCUAUAUAGAGGACAUCAAGCUACGAGGUCGACAAAGGUAUCCACACAAAUCUAAGCCAGGCACAGUGGCCUCUGCUGUAUCGUCCGGUGCUCUCCCUCUUGUGAGGACGAACGGCAUUUGUACCAUUGCAGAUCUCGGCUGUGGCGAUGCCAAGCUUGCCACUGCACUCCAGUCUGAGAAGAAGAAGCUGCACCUCGAAAUCCUAAGUUACGACUUGCAAAGUCCAAGUCCCCUUGUCACUAAGGCCGAUAUUGCGCACCUACCCCUGGCCGAUGGAAGUGUCGAUGUUGUUAUUUUCUGCCUCGCUCUCAUGGGCACAAACUGGCUUGAUUUCAUCGAGGAGGCUUAUCGGAUAUUGCAUUGGAAAGGCGAACUUUGGGUUGCCGAGAUCAAGAGCCGGUUUGGCCAUGUGAGCAACAAGAACAAAAGUGUACCGGUGAAUCACAGCGUAGGUAAUCGGAAGAAAAAUCAGGAGAAGAAGGGUAAGGGUAAGGGCAAGGAUGUGGACACUGAAGAGAGCCAUAAAGCGGAUCUUGCUAUCGAGGUUGACGGCGGCGAAGACAAACGCCAAGAGACCGAUGUCACAGCAUUUGUAGAGGCGCUGCGAAGACGAGGUUUCGUGUUGCAAGGAGACGAGAAAGCGGCGGUCGAUAUGAGAAACAAGAUGUUUGUCAAAAUGCAUUUCACCAAGGCUGCUCAACCCUCUCUCGGAAAGGGGGCUGUAGAGGCAAGAGAGUCGGGUCGCAGCGGAAAGAAAGGUGGCGUCAGAUUCAUCGACUCUGAAGAACAGGAUGUCGUGGAUGAGAGCAAGAUUCUCAAAGCUUCUGUCUACAAGAUUCGGUAG